UUUUUUUUUUUUUUUUUGAAAAUUAACAACAUAUCAUUUCACAGUGGUACGUACCGCAUUUUGUCAAUUAUUACAUGAGAUUUCACUAAUUGUUUGAUUCUUUGAUGUUCGAUGCCACAUUGUUCGAUGAAUUUCUUUUUUCGUUCGGUGUUUGAAUUUCUACUUUUGAACUGUGUUAGGGCUACACGGUUAUUUUUGGCCUCUGUACUGUAAUUUUGUUCCGGAUUUCAGAUUUACGUUUCAAACGUUCAGUAAGACAUUUCAUUCGUCAAUCCGUAUCCGAUUAUACAUUAAAUUUUAGGUUAAACGGAAUAAGCUAUUAGAUGUUAUUAACUUUAACUAAAUAUUACGCAUAGUUUUGAAGAUACUUCCGACACAGACUUUUGCAAUAAUCUAUCGUUGAAUACGCAAUUUUUGAAACUUUGUAAUGUAAUACAUUCAGUAUGAAAUUAAACCACUAUCUAAAUAUUGAGGAUACUGUAGAAGGAUUAGUAAUAAUUACUAUGCGAGGAGUAUCCAUUAUAUUGACCUUGAAAUUGUUGUGUACUUUGUCAGCAAUACAUACGGUAAAGGAAGAGUCGUUUUCAUUUUACCAGUAGUUUGACUUUUAAAUUAUAUUGUUUGAAAUUAAAAAAAAGUGAAGUUAUCGCAAUAAAAUUUCAGAUCACAAAAGUGAACAAGUAUGAAAGAUUAAACAUGUCUCAUGGCUGGAGGCAGGGGCAACAACAAGCAAAGUGGAAAUUUAGACAGAAUACAUCAAUGGCUCUGUUGCCAUCAACUUUAUGCUUCUGUCAAGCCUGAACCUCCUUUCAGUGAAACGUUUAAAAAACACCAGCGUAUAGAAAAGAGCCGGAUUGUUAUAAAAAGUCUGAAUGAUCUGCAAGAUAAUAUUUCAAGCAUAUUUACGGACUCUUUGUAUUGUGAUCUUAACAUAGUACAUGGACAUAAUAUAAUACGAACAAACCAAUGUAUUGUUAAAACAAGAGCUCCACAUUUUUAUAAGGUUCUCAAGCCUUAUUUUGUAUACAUUAAGAAUCAUAUUGAUUGCAUCAUUGAUAAACUGGAAAUUUUUCAUCAUAUAGAAGGCUUUGUGAGGCAUUUAUACAGCAAUUCAAACUUGUCAAAAGAAGAAAAAUUGUUGGUAGAACAUAUAUUGAGUACUUAUACCUCAAAUCUUGUGAAUGCAUCUUCUGAUAAUAAAGUAUUAGACGUCGAUAAAAGAUAUGUGGAUUAUACAACACCAGACUGUCAUUCAAAGAAUAUUGAAAGUAUAAGAAAUGUAAGAGAAUAUGCUACUGUGGAUAUAAGUCCCACUGUAUCCGAUAUGGCUGAUUCUGGAUUAGAAACUGGUUCUGUGAGUCCACACGAAAAUACUACAUCUGAGAAUUCGAGUACUGAUUUUGAGGAAUUACAAGUCACCGAAUAUGCUUCUGGAAAUGAUGAUCUGGAUAAAGUACGCACUAGGCGCGUACACAACAAAGAUCAAAAAGUAGUUUUAAAAAAUGAACGUUGUAAUUUGACUAAUAAUUAUACGAGCACAUGCCAUAUGAAGAACCUGGUAGACUCAGGAUUAAUGGAAUGUGGUUCAAAUGAUAAUAGCGCAACAAGUUGUUCUUUUGAUGCAGAACAACCACAAUUAGAUUCAUCUAGUUCAUCUACGGAUAACGUUCAGAAAGCAAAGUCACAUACAGACGAAAUUUUUCAAUAUGAAAACCAAGUACUUAGCGAUCCGUUUUACGAGUCAGACUGUGCAAGUGAUGAAAAUGAAUCGUUUGAAUUUAUUAAUGUUGGCAAUGCGUCUUCUGUAAAUACCGAACAGAGUUGCAUAAAGGAAGAAUCUACAGAAAAAUUGGAAGACGAGAAGAUGUGUCAUUCCAGUUAUUCACAAGCUGAAAACGCAUCAUCGGACGAUGCAAAUCAUGAAGUAUCACACGACACACUCAAUCAAAAAAGUUCCUGUAAUACAAGUAAUUAUUAUUUUAUCGAUGCAUCGACCCUCAAUGAUGAAAUAGAAGUUCCAACCUCCAACGUAGUAAAAAGUAGAUUCGAUGAAAAAUCGCAUCCAUGUGUUCCAUCCUAUUCUUCUAAAUAUGUUGCAAGUACAUCUAAUGAUCUCACCGACGAACAAUAUUACAAAUUUACACCUCUUAAAACAAGCAACUUGCAAACAGGACAUGAGCGAAUAGCGGAAUUCGAAAAAGAGUUGAAACUUACAGAAUACUUGGAACCGCUUACUGAUACACGAAGAACAAAGAGAACUGAUUCUCUGUCUGAAGAUAAAAUAAAGGUUGAAACAAACAAAGAAUCUCUAGCCGUAGAAAUUAAGGAAGCAGACAGUGGCGAAAGCGCGCAUCCCUCCCCUUGCCCUGACAAUAAUAAAAACAUAAAUAACGAUCGGCACGUUAUACCACGAAUAGGCAAUGAUAACGACAAUGCAAACGUGGCAAUAAACGAUAAAAAAGAAGCAGUUAAAGAGAGAAACGAUAAAGAUACAAAUGUAGCGGAUGAUACACGACGACCUUCUCUUAUCAGGAGGAAUACGUUUGAGCUGGACUCAAAUGACGAAAAGCUUUCAGUUUUACGGCAAGAAUACGAACGACGACAAGGUAACCUGGUAUUUCAGAAUGCUAUACCUCAGUAUUCAGGGCAUCGUGUCGAUGGCGAUUCAUGUUUUAAUCCACCGGACGAACCUUCAAUUCCGAUAACUAACGUAUUAAAUAAGUUUCCAAUUGAUGUUCAAAUUCCAACUAGCAGUCAGUAUCAUACGAUGCCAUAUGUUUCAUUAGACAAUGCAAACUAUGAAAACAAUCAGACACCACCGGAGAAUAAUAAUUCUCAAAGUAAAACCAGUAUAAUCUAUCCGGUAACGAAAAGUGCUAGUGACGAGGUUGUCACGAGUUAUCAUUUUGAAUUGGACAACGAGUCGAGUAAUUGUAGCAACAGUUUACCUGUUACAUUAAGUUGCAUCUUAGAGAAGGACGGUAGAACGGAUACAAUAAAGAAAACUAAGUGUGACGAAACUAUGCCUAUAAUUUCCGGCGGUGUUAGCACCUCGGACUAUUCGAAACCUACUGAUAGUCCCACCGUGCGCCGAAAAACUGAAUCGACGCCAAUCGUUUCUGGUGGUUCUGUUAUUAUGAACGAACCGGAAGUGAAGGCGAGACCUACGAGAAUGUCUUCGUCUAUGACUGCAUGGGUAGUUGACAUGAGCGACUGCAACAAAAGCGAGCAACUCUGCAAAUCGUCGAGCAACUUUCAUGCAGGAAUGUCUCAAAGUUUUUCAAAUACGGAAUGCACGAAGAAACCAGCGAGGAAGGCGAAUGGCCACGAGAAGCAUGGUAGUCUAGGAUUCUUUGUUAACUUGAAAGAUAUGGAUUGUAAACCUGUUUCUCAACAACAGAAUUACUCGAUAGAUAAGAAGGAACAAAAUGGAUGUAGUAAAUCUUAUUGCGAGUUUUACGUCGACAUGUCCGGUACAAGUAACGCGUCAAAAAAUAAAAAGACAGAGGUGGACGAAUCUGUUGCUGUUAAAUCUGAGAAGUUUAGUGAGGCCAACGAUAAGAAAAAUAUUUUCUCCAUGUUCAUUGAUUUAAGCGAUUCGCCUAAGAGCAGAGAAAACAUUGUACCACCUUCACACAGGAGGAGUUUCUCCGCAUUCUCUGACAAACAAAUAGAAACGAAGUCGGAUGAUACUAAUUCUAGCGAGAAUAGUAUCACGACAAGGGAUGAUCAGCCAUCGAGUGAGCAGAAAUGCGUCAAAGAAAAGACCAAACCGAGCGUCUUUAUGUAUAUAGAAUCUGAUUCACCGGUGGUAAGAAGAAGAACUUUGUCUUCAUCGCGGCCAGCGUUUAAGCGACAUUCUUGGAACGUUGAUAAAACGCAGAGCGUUAGCAACAAUGGGCACGUCGCGAAAGAAUUAAUGUUUAGAAAAGAGCACAAACGUGCACACAGUCUGUCCGUAGAUCGGGGAGACUUAAAGAAGCUACGAGCAAAGCCUAGUUCUUCGAGUCACUCUUUAAGUGAGACAACAAAACCCGAAUCUAUUGCUCAGAAAAAUGCGAAACUUCUUCAAGAAGGUAACAACGGGCCAAGUAACAUGGACACGUCUUCAGAAGAUGUUUUUGAGUUUGAUGUGAGAGACACACCUCCGAACUCUCAUGUUGAAGUGAUCAACGAAGAACUACGCGUGAGUAUAAAAGAACACGAAUACACAGAAUUGAAGGCUGAAAGGAUUACGGAAAAUCUCAAUGCCAGUGAUAUUAAAACGUACGACGAUGAAUAUUCAGAGACUUCAGCGUGGGAGAAAACCUGUACAGAGAGUACCGAGGGUCAGACGCGCAAAAGCGAGACGUUUGACAUCAGUAGCGGUAGUGGUCCAUCUCCUGAGAGCGAUAACCACGAUUAUGAAUUAUCCGAACUGUUGAAUGGGGAAGUGCCAAAUAUGAGCCGACCACAAGUGGUUCCUGCUGUAGGUAGCAAAAUAUCAGAAACGCAUAAGUCUUUGAACGAAACGAUCAAGAAAAUUGAAAGCGAACUGGAGAGUUCAGAUUAUGCAAAGUCGAAAACAACAUACGACAAUCACAAUGUAACAUGCAAAAAGAAUGAAAGAAUCGCAGCACACAGUACGAAAACUACAACUACUUCCAACUUCGUUCGAUUGUCUGACUUGGAUAAAACACCCGUGGUUUCUCAUUCUUCGGACAUGUUGACUGUAAAAGAAGAUAAAAACACCUAUCGUAUGUGUAAUAGUAUACCAGAAACUUCCUGGAUUGAGAGCAAGCUAGUAAUGUCUAGAACUAACGGAUCCGUUAGACCACUUCCUAGAAAAUUCUCUUCGAUCAUGAGUACUUCACUCCCAUCUAAACAGAAAUCUCCCCUUGAAGAUCUAACAGGAGAAUAUGAUGGAGAAGGAAUUAUAUCAGAAUCUGAUCUAAGCAGUAUGCAGAGUAGCAUGGGUCGUUCUGGUGCUGAAGGAAGCACAGAGGAAACUGAAACAUCUAGCUUGGCGGGAAGUAGACCGUACAAUAGAUUGGGAGAAGAUUUGUUAAGAAUGUUUUUAGAAGAAAUCAAUCCAGAUGUUACAAUCGACGUAGCUGGACGUCGUAUAAGGGCUCACAAAUGUAUAUUGAGUUCUAGAUGUCAAUAUUUUGCAGCGAUUCUCAGUGGUGGAUGGAUUGAGAGCGUAGGAAAUGUCAUUUCUCUGCAAGGAUAUUCUUAUGAUGCGGUGCAUUUUGCACUGCGUCACAUAUACAGUGGAGAAAGUAACAUACCAGAUUCUAUAAGUAUUGUUGAAUUAGCUACGUUAGCUGAUAUGCUGUGCUUGGAAGGUCUUAAAGAGAUUAUUGGAUAUACGCUUAAAGUUAAAUAUUGUCAUCUAUUUCAUAAGCCUUGUCAAAUAUGUGCCGUUGGUGUAUUGGAAUGUAUGCCCUUGGCAGCAGCCUAUGGUCUCGACGAAGUGUAUCGAAAAUCUCUUCGUUGGGUUACGAGACAUUUCGUGCGAAUAUGGCCAUGUAAAGCGUUUGCGACACUUCCCAAAGAGCUAAUGGCAAAAUGUUACCAUCAACAUAUUGUACAUAUGUCGACGGACAACGUUCUCCAAACUAUGAUGGAUUGUGAUAAGCUUCUUGCAACUUUGCCAAAUGUUCGUUGGGCUGAACCAGUGUUUAGAAUGGUUUCAAACUUGUUAGAGACAUCGGUGAAGUUUCUAUCGGAUAAUUUCUCAGGAGUUUUGGGAAAUGAGAACUUCCAAUCCCUUGGUCGAGAAUUGACAUGGAACAUCAGUCGAUUGGAGGAUAAUUUCUUAGCAGCUGCCGAACGUUUACCCCCCGAGCAAGCGUGUAAAAGUUAUUCGAAGUUGCAUAAAAUGUUAACCUCGGCACAACAAGAUGAAGCUCAGGAUAAAAUUAAAUGGGGGCCUUUGUUUGUUGAUUUUUUGAAAAAAAUUCAAAGUCGGGUAGAAAAAUGCUUGGUUAGAGAUGCAGCACGAGCUGCUAGGACUACUACAUGGUUGAAAAUGGACUUGGAACUUCGGCGUAGAAUUCAAGAGUUGGCCUGUCUUGUAAUUUUACCUCAUGAAACAGUGAAACGUCAGUCAAGGCACUCUAACUUUAUUAAAGAACCUAGGCCAGCAUCAAGUCGCUCGAUGAUCACUAACAGAAGUUUGGAUUUGAAGCGCGUAAAAAUGGCUAUAUCUGAACAUAAUCAUAAAACUCUAAAACAAAUGGCACCAAAGAAAGUUUUUAACAAACCAAAAAGCGAUCCAUUAGAACGUAAAAUGCAGAACGAUAAACAAACCACUACAGAUACAACAAGUAGUAGGCCAAAAUCAUGGCCUAAUAAAUUAGAGGUAAAAUCGAGAUAUUUGGAACCUCGGAACAAAUCUGUUCCGAAAGAAACUACGCAAUCAGUAAAUCAAGAAAAAGGCGUGGUACUGCAACGACGAAAAAUAAUGAUUUCAUCUUCAGAUUCAUCUCGCACAUCCAGUCCGGCAAUGAAACGGGCCACCGAUAAAAAACCAUUGGCCAAGAUAAAGUUACCUAUAAAGAAAGAUGUAAAAGCACUUUCUUCGGACAGUUUAACAGAAUCGAAUGCCAGCAGAACGAAUACAAAAACCGAUUCGAUCAGUAAAAGUUGCGGUAUCACGCGUCCGGAAUCUCCGUCUUUCAAACAAAAAAGUACGGAGAUAGGCUUAUCUGUAGAUUCUUUGGCAGAAUCGAAGAACAAGCCAACAACUGUAAAGAAGAAGAUUACUAAAAUGGAUACUUCGAUGUCCACGGAUAGUCUUAUGACUGAAGUAACAACAACGCCCAAAUCAAACACAUCAAAUAAACUUUCACCGACUUUAGGGAAAACAAUAAAUAAAACACAAUCUUAUGAUAAAGGAGCAAAGAAGAAUUCACCACCGAUGCAGCAAAGAAGUCCACUUACAGCGACAAGAAGACCACGGAGAUCGUUAGAAAAUUCGACUGCAGCUAGUAGAAGCCGAGCAGCUGCUAUUAGCGCUUACCAUUUACGAAGAAAUCUUCUAGAUGCUGCGAAAACACCAGAUAUCCCAAGUAAGUCGUUAAAUAAUGUAUCGGGUAAAUCGGUAAAUAUGCGACCGAUUACACAAUCGACAGUUAAUCAUCCUAAUGUAAUAAGAGAAAAGAAAGAAGGAAUGUCAACUCAACAAGGCUCCGAGAGCCCUAGCAAAAGAUCUUCCCCCAAAUCAUGUGGCACUAAUAAGAUAAAUAAACCUACGGUCACUAAUAAAAGGACAUCUACUACAAAGACCACUUCUGAUGAGAAAAUUAAAAAUAAGUGCCAUAAUGGGGAAGUUCCAAAACAACUGACAGUAGGUUCUAGAUCGGGAACGUUUUUAAAGGAUGAACCUACGAUUCUUAAAAAGGCAGACAUUAAAUCUUCUCAAAUUAACACUUAAAUCCAUGAAUUGGUUGCUAUGUAAGUUUUUGUACGUACAUAGCACCGUUAGUUUAAUGACUAUACAUAUAAAACUAUCGUCUUUAACCGCAAACGUGAUAACUUCAACCGCGAUAAUCAUAUUAUGUGUAAAAAAAAACGAAGUAUAAAUAAUUUUAAUUUAAAGCAAGUUGCAGUUGACAUUAAUUAUCAAAGGAAAUAUAUUUAAAAUGCAUUUAUUAGGUAUAUAGAAAGUGCUAUGAUUUUGUUGUAAUGUUGAAGAAAUGAGAUAUAGCACUUUAUGCAAGUUAAAAAUUAUUAUAUUUCAUUUUUUUUUUCGAUUAUCUUGAUCUCUGACAGUGUGGAAAUAUGAGUUUUGAAGAGAUUUUGAGUGUCUUUCAAAUUCAAUUAAAAUAUUACGUAAUUAGAAGAUAUCAGAAAAAAAUAUCACUUUCAAUCAUAAAUGCAGCUAGCUUAAUAUCCCACCCAAUUUUCAACCAAUGUAUGCAUUAAUAUAUCAUAGUAUUACAGACUGCAUAUUCAUAGAAUGUAGAUGUAUCAUGGCCAGUUAUAUGGUAUUUUUAGACAGACCUUUCUUUCUUCCACAUUAAAAAGCCAUAUUAUCCAAAAUUGUUUCGUAGAAAUAUUUACUAAUUUUACUAGUUGCAAUAUAUAAGUAAUUGUAAAGUAAUUAUUUCUUACCAUUUAAUGUUGCCAUCUUACAAACUAAUUCUUAUUGUAAGUAGAACUCCGUUUACCCUCCAAUCCUUAAUAAUGAAUUAUACGUAGUUAUUGUAUUUAUUUAUUAAAUUUAUAUCUCUAUUUUGCAAUGUACAUUUCUAUGCAAUCUUUGUAUCUAGUCAUUUAUAUAUUUUAAAUAUUUACUUUUAUGUAAUGUUAAUAAAUAACUUGAUAUAAUG
Molecule: messenger RNA, 8318 nt
Organism: Heterotrigona itama
Lineage: Eukaryota; Metazoa; Arthropoda; Insecta; Hymenoptera; Apidae
Source: the annotation of a GenBank genome assembly